GUGGAAGGUGUUAUUGCAGAUAAAGGAUUGACUUUGGGUGAUUUGAUUGGCUUCAUGAACACUUUCUUUGGAAAGAUGGGUGUUACCAAUUUACGUUUUAAACCUGCUUAUAAUCCUUAUACUGAGCCCAGUAUGGAAAUCUUUUCAUAUCAUCAAGGAUUGGGUAAAUGGGUAGAAAUUGGAAAUUCAGGAAUGUUUCGACCUGAAAUGUUGGAACCAAUGGGUUUAGACCCUGAUGUUCGUGUUAUUGCUUGGGGAUUGAGUUUAGAAAGACCUACAAUGAUAAAGUAUAAAAUUGACAAUAUAAGAGAG
This is a messenger RNA of Entrophospora candida, 312 nucleotides long. Lineage: Eukaryota; Fungi; Glomeromycota; Glomeromycetes; Entrophosporales; Entrophosporaceae. The record is from the annotation of a GenBank genome assembly.